CUCGGACGUCACCUUCCUGUACAAGCUGCGAGACGGACUGGCCUCUAAGUCGUGAGCAGCAUGCAAAGAAGUGUCGCAUGCACACAGAGACACUGACUCGCUUCCUCGCCUCUGGCUGGUGCGCUUCGUUUGGCUCCUUGCAGCUUCGGCAUUGUGAGUUGCUGGACCGGAAGUACGUAACACUUGCGACAUGGCUAAUCAUCCUCGCUUUCGUGCAGCACUGUGCUGCUCUCGCAGGGCUGCCGAGCUUGCUGCUCGUCAACGCUCAACAGAAGGCUGACGAGCUGGAGCGAUGGACGGAAGCACGUACAUCUACUUCGCGGAGCGUACGCGCGAGGUUCGCUGUCCGUGACGCUUUUCAGCUCGCGUUCGGGAAUGAGGCUGAGCUUCAAGCCAAGCUGAGCAGAGUCAAGCAGGCUGCAAGCGCUCUCGGCUUCUUCGAUCCACGAUCUGAUACGUAGUCUUUGCCUUGGGCUGUGGUCGAGAGAGUAUGUAUGAAUGCUGUCAAUCCCACGAGUCAGAUGUCUCUACGCCACGCCUCGACCAGCAAGGUCGGUGCACAACUUGUUUGCGUCACUACUAAGAUGUCACGCGGAAGAUGCUGGGUAGCCGCACACGUGAGCGUGAAUUGUCCUUCAA
Messenger RNA from Ceraceosorus guamensis, 639 nucleotides. RefSeq lists its product as hypothetical. Bases 78 to 461 code for a protein of 127 amino acids. NCBI's taxonomy places the organism in Eukaryota, Fungi, Basidiomycota, Exobasidiomycetes, Ceraceosorales, Ceraceosoraceae. The transcript has a single exon. The record is from RefSeq and is a predicted model, not a curated record.